CCUAGUUCCUGCAGACGUGAUUCCAGGAAGAAUGGCGCUGCUGGUUACCCUGUUUCUAGUUCUCGUCAAUAUAUUCAACAAUGUUACAACAAAUACGCCCAAGGCUGAAGGGUUGACCGCUAUUGAAGCCUGGAUGUUGGCCUGUAUACUCUUCGUGUUUGCAGCUUUAGCAGAGUACGCUGCACUUCUCUUCCAUAAAUCUAAAAUACUAUUAGAGACCCCAGUUGUACAUACCCAGUACCAGGUACAGAUUGAGAGGUUGCGUGAUUCUGACAGCUGGACUGAUGAAAGCCCGCGAAGAAGAAAGAAUAAUUUAAAGAUGUCAGCAAUAGAAACCCACGCUGCCAAUAAUUCUAGAAAUGGCGAAUCUACGGAUAGAGUGGAAAUAUUACCUCUUCAUCAAACCGAAGGCAUAACUGAGCAACAAAUUGCCUUGCAGAGGAAACAUAUGUAUACCAAAGUGGACAGGUUCUUCUUGGUGACGUUCCCGCUAAUGUUUAUAGUUUUUAACUCUGUAUACUGGUAUACAUAUCUCCAGUUUGUUUCCUAAAUCUAUAUACUGGUAUACAUAUCUCCAGUUUGUUUCCUAAAUCUGUAUACUGGUAUACAUAUCUCCAGUUUCCUAAAUCUGUAUACUGGUAUACAUAUCUCCAGUUUCCUAAAUGUAACAUCUACCAAACAUCUAUGCAAACUACAUAAUGCAGAGUAAAAAACUUAUUUGAAUUUUCUAAAUACUAAAAUAUUUUCUAAUUUUGAGGUUCUAGCUUUAGAA
Messenger RNA from Eurytemora carolleeae, 772 nucleotides. RefSeq names its product glycine receptor subunit alpha-2. The transcript has 6 exons. Gene Ontology annotation, cellular component: membrane. NCBI's taxonomy places the organism in Eukaryota, Metazoa, Arthropoda, Copepoda, Calanoida, Temoridae. The record is from RefSeq and is a predicted model, not a curated record. Gene Ontology annotation, biological process: monoatomic ion transmembrane transport. Gene Ontology annotation, molecular function: monoatomic ion channel activity; transmembrane signaling receptor activity. Bases 32 to 550 code for a protein of 172 amino acids.